Messenger RNA from Rotaria sp. Silwood1, 594 nucleotides. The record is from the annotation of a GenBank genome assembly. Lineage: Eukaryota; Metazoa; Rotifera; Eurotatoria; Philodinida; Philodinidae.
AUGAAUUUUCCAUGUGGACCGUUGGAUACCAUCCAAUUAAUUGCACUUAUCCUUUUUGUACUUCUUACUUUACAAAGUCUCCUUGGUAUUGGUCUAGGUAUAGGAUUUCUUCUUGAACCACCAUUAUAUAGAACUAUUAUUGAUCUCAAUUCUGCUUUUAAUAGACAAGCUUAUUUUUCCAUUUAUGCACCUCAUAUUCUUCUCAUAAUCGGUAGUGGUAUAGUAUUAAUACCAAUCAUUUUAGGUGUAGUCGGCAUAUUAAGACGUCGUUGGCGUUUUUUAAUAAUUUCUCUUGCUUUACUUUCACUUUAUAUGGCUAUUUUAUCAGGUGCUGUUGCAUCUGGUUUUGCUUAUUAUGAUCGACUUCGACCUACAUUAGAAACUGAUAUUGCACAAACAUCAGCAUCUAUAUGGUCAACAGUUCGUACAACAUAUAAUUGUACAGGAACAAAUUGUGUUACCGCAUUAGAGAACGCUAUGUAUUCAAAUAAACAACGUAUUGGUAUAAUAUCUGUUGUUUUUCUACUUGUACCAAGUUUAAUAACACUUAUUAUGAUGUUUCAAAUGCGUCGAGAUAUACUUUAUUUUAAAUAA